AAACAACCCCAGACUCUCUCCUCUCUUCCCACUUGAUUCUUUCUUUCUUCUUCCCGCAGCAGCUCAAUCCAUACAACCCCAGAUUUGUUUCUUUAUUCUUCUCUUCAAAAUCAAUGGGUUUUGGUGGCUUUGUGAACGAAAUGAUCAUUGAUACUACGGUGGACGAUUUUUGGGCUGAAAUUGGUGGAGAACCGGCGGUGGCUGAGGUUGAGGGUGAACUGGCGGCGGCGGCUGAAGUUGACGGAGAACCGGCGGCAGUGGCUGAACUUGAUGGAGAACCGGCGAUUCCUGCCAUGGAUGACGUCCCCAAGCUUGAUGGAGAAAUUCAGUAAAAUAAGAGUGACGAUGGUUCAAUAAAAGCUCCAGAUGUUGGUAUGGAAUUUGAUAGCAAAGAAGCGGUGUAUAAUUUUUACAAGACAUAUGGGAAGCGUUUAGGAUUUUCCGUAAGAACUCGGAGCGCCACCAAACAUAAAAAUGGCAAUCUAACACAAAAACCACAAAAAAGGAUCAUUGGAGAAGGGGAAGUACACCACAACCGAUCUCUCAACAUGGCAAUGGACAGGGGGGACGUAAUGACAUGAUGAAUUGUAGUGAUUUAGAUUUUUUUUAGUGGUUUAAAUUUAAAUCUUAGUUUGAUGUAAAUGUGCAUGGCAGUUUUUAAAAUGAUUUUUUCCUCAAAGUCUUUUAUUCAAACUAUACAAAAGCAGAUACAUAGCACAAACAUAUAC
Cuscuta europaea is the source of this 728-nucleotide messenger RNA. NCBI's taxonomy places the organism in Eukaryota, Viridiplantae, Streptophyta, Magnoliopsida, Solanales, Convolvulaceae. The record is from the annotation of a GenBank genome assembly.